AGGGUUUGUGGUCCAAUGGGAUGGCCUCUUCCUUCUAGUCCCGUCUCGCCUUAGUCGCCAAGGCGCCAAAAGGGACUUUAUCUAACUGUCUAGCUCGCCUAGCUGCCAAAAGGGACUAGUCUUUUAUUAGAUCAGUUUGUUUGGACCAGUAACCUCUCUGUAAUGGCUAACACAAAAGUGGCAAAAGGAUUAGCUUUUCUAGUUUAUGUUGUAAAUUCGUGUUGCUACUUGGCAUGUUUUGGUCAGUCUACCUCAACAGACACCCUCUGUCCUGGAGACAGAUUGAGAAACAAUGAAACCUUAAUCUCUGCUCGUGGGGUGUUUGAAUUAGGCUUUUUCAGCUCAGGUGGAUCAUCAAGCAGCAAUCACUACUUGGGAAUUUGGUUCAAGAAUGACCAGUACAAGAAACCAGUUUGGGUAGCAAACCGCGAAAAUCCCAUUUUGGACUCCUCAGGGUUUCUAAGAAUAAGGUAUGAUGGGAACCUGGUGAUCACGGACGUUAGGCGGAUACCCAUAAUAGUAAACUAUGGAAUGCUUGCGACUAGUAGUAACACAAGCGCCAAGCUUCUUGAUUCGGGUAACCUGAUUCUUACAGAAUCAGAGAAGAUUGUGUGGCAGAGUUUUAACUAUCCAUCUGAUACAUUUCUGCCUGGCAUGAAAUUGGGAUUCUUCAAUUUAGACACUGAUCACAUGAGGACACAGUAUCUCGUUUCAUGGGUAAGUCCAUUGGUCCCAACUACCGGACCAUUUGCUUUAGGUCCGGAUACGAAUAAUAAGACGGUCUUCAAAGUUUGGCGUAGAGAUCUUGUGUUUCGACAGAUCGGUUUCUGGGAUGGUCAUAGGUUCAGAUUAUUCUUUGAGUCAGCCAGUUACAAUUUCACCUAUGUAUCCAGCAGCAAGGAGAUCUACCUUACAUUCAAUAAUAAAGGAAAUGAUAGUUUUUCCUGGUUUGUAUUGACUUCAACCGGGGAAAUCAAUGAAUUCACUAUGUUGGAUCACGGGGUUGCAUUUGUCUAUCACACUCUAUGUGCAGGCGAAUCGCUUUUGAAAUCUAAAGGUUGUUUGAUACCAAUGCCAUCCGUGUGUGGAGACAAUGAUAAGUUCUCGGAGAUCAGAGGUUCUAUGCCAAAUUCGAUGAUUUUAAGUGCAUCAGUUCGUAUGGGUCCAAGUGAUUGCGAGAUUAUGUGCAGAAGCAAUUGUUCCUGUACUGCUUAUGCUUCUCUUCGCGAUGAUGGAACAGGAUGUGAGCUUUAUUAUGGGGACAAAAAAGAUCUUUUUGACUUAAUAGGAAAAGGCAAUGACAACCUUAUCUAUGUCCGCGGGGAUUCUCCUACAAAUUCUGAUAUUCAAGAGAAGAGGAGGCUGUUGCUGAUUGUUAUAGUUACAGUGGUUUCCUUCGCAAUGCUUAUGCUCAUAUUUGUAUGGUGCUAUUUACGAGGGAGAAAGUACAGCUGUAUAGAUAUGACUGGGAGACAAGAUGCCAUAAGGGAGAGCGCGUCACUAUUAUUGUUUCAGUUUGGUACUAACCUUGCAGCUGUUGAUGAAGGUAACAACGCAAAUGGUAUUGAACUCAGCAGGAAGAAGGGUCAUGAAUUGCCACUGCUCAGUUUUUCUUGCAUAGCAACAGCUACCGAUAACUUCUCUAAUGCAAAUAAGCUUGGAGAGGGUGGUUUUGGUCCUGUUUAUAAGGGCAAGUUACUAGGAUAUGAUAUUGCAGUGAAAAGACUUUCUAGAUUAUCCGGACAAGGACUACAGGAGUUCAGAAAUGAGGUUCAACUAAUUUCCAAGCUCCAGCAUCGGAAUCUUGUCAGGCUUUUGGGUUAUUGCAUUCAACCAGAAGAAAAGAUAUUAAUCUAUGAGUACAUGCCCAACAACAGCUUGGAUUCUUUCAUUUUUGAUCCAUCCAAGAGAAGUAUACUAGACUGGAGAAAGCGCGUACACAUAAUUGAAGGGAUUGCUCAAGGUCUUCUCUAUCUUCACUUAUACUCCAUAUUAAGAAUUAUUCAUCGAGAUCUCAAAACCAGCAACAUAUUGUUGGACAAUUACAUGAACCCCAAAAUAUCAGAUUUUGGCAUGGCAAGAAUCUUGAAUGAAGAUAAUUCUCGAGCAAAAACAAAGAGGGUUGUUGGAACAUAUGGUUAUAUGUCUCCAGAAUAUGCAGUUCACGGCAUUUUUUCUGCAAAAUCUGAUGUAUUUAGCUUUGGAGUCAUUAUGCUGGAGGUCAUUAGUGGCAGGAAGAACACUUCUUUUUAUGAAUCGGACCGCUCUUUGAACUUGCUAGGUUAUGCUUAUGAUCUGUGGAAAGAUGGUCAAGGUAUGGAAUUGAUGGAUCCAACACUUGCUAACUCAUGUCUGGUGGAUGAACUUAUGGGAUGCAUCCAGGUCGCUCUGUUAUGCAUCCAAGAAAGUGCAAAAGAUCGGCCAACCAUGUCGGAUGUUGUUUCAAUGCUUAGCAAUGAAAGAACAAGUUUACCUACACCGAAGCAGCCUGCCUUUUCUACUCACUUAAUUGUAAUGGAUGUUUAUUCGCCUGGAAGAGGGCGAAAACCGUGUUCCAAUGGCUUGACAUUCUCUGGGGUUGAAGCACGAUAAUAGCUAACAAACUUCUAUAGCUUACGGCCAAAGAGAAAACUGCCAAAUUGUACAAUAUUGUUUGCAAACUAAUUUAUACGUGUUCAUGGUCAAUUUCUGAGUUAUUAUUCCUUUGUUCUUA
This is a messenger RNA of Cornus florida, 2713 nucleotides long. RefSeq names its product G-type lectin S-receptor-like serine/threonine-protein kinase At1g67520. Bases 163 to 2592 code for a protein of 809 amino acids. The record is from RefSeq and is a predicted model, not a curated record. The transcript has 8 exons. NCBI's taxonomy places the organism in Eukaryota, Viridiplantae, Streptophyta, Magnoliopsida, Cornales, Cornaceae. Gene Ontology annotation, biological process: protein phosphorylation. Gene Ontology annotation, molecular function: ATP binding; protein serine/threonine kinase activity.